GGAUUGAGGAGCGGCAGCCAAUCCCGAGGAAACAAAAGAGGAAAGCGGGAGGGUGCGGGAGGAAGAAGAGACAAGGAGGCGGAGGAGUGUGGGCCUCCUGGGGGUGUGUGUCCCCCUCCAAUUCCUCCUCCUUCCCCUUCUUGCAGGUGGUGGGAAGGAAGGGCAGCCCGAUGGGGGUCCCAGGAACGGACCCAAAGACACAACAAUGAGUUGAAGGCGAAGCAAAGGCUGGCUCGGGCGCGAAGGCGGCAUGGACCACAACCAGCACCAACCGCAGCAGCAGCAGCAGCAGCAGCAGCAGCAAGGGCCGAGGCGCUGCCCGGGCGGCCGGGAGGCCAAGGGAAGGAGCGCGCGCCGCCGCCGCGCCAAGCCCAGCAGCCAAAGCCAAAGCAGCCGCCUCCGUUCUUCCUCCUCUUCCUCCUUCUGGAGCUGUUGAGGCGGCCGCCUCACUCGCUUCCCCCUAAAGCCUGGGCUGAAGGGGAGGAGGGGAAGGGAGAGAGAGAGAGAGAAGGCGAGCAAGUUGCCCCUUUCCCCUCCCUCCCUCCUUCCCUCCCUCCGGGGGCCAGCGCUUUGAAUAAGCCUCCCUUCCCGGCCUCUGCUUCAGCGAGAAGAAAGGGGGCCGCCUUACCGUCGGCUUCUGCUCGGUGCCUUCCCCCCCCCCUCCCCCUCUCUCCUGUCUGUCUCUCUCUCCUGCGAGAGGGUCUCCCUUUCUCCUCAGGGGCUGCCUCGGGACUAGCCUUGCUCGCCUCAGUCCCCCCAGAGAAGAAAGGGCUCCUCCUCCCCGUCGAGGGUGGCUGGGUUAAGGGAGGGAAGGCGGCUGCUCCUUGGUCCCUUCCCUCUUGCCCUUCCUUUCUGAGGGGAAAGGCGAGGGAGCGGGUUGCCCCUUUCCCCUUUCCUUGGCUUUCUCCCCUUCCCUUCCCCGUUUGGAGUCGCCUCUCCCGGGUGUUAGCCUCGCUCGCCUCAGCUCCGGGGGAGAGGGUUGCUGGGCCAGCGAGGGAAGGCGGCGUCUCCUGGGUCCCUUCCCUCUUGCUGUGUCUUUCUGAGGGGAAGGCGAGCGGGUUGCCCCUUUCUUUCCUCUCCUCAGCGCCGCGAAGCCAGGGGACCUCCUUCCCGUCGGGGUCGGGGGAGGAGGGAAGGCGGCUUCUCCUUGGGUCCCUAGUCCCUCCCUCUCUCCCUCCCUCUCUGUGUCUUCCCUCUUCCUUCCUUCCUUCCUUCCUUCCUUGGCGGGGAGGGCGGGGAGGGGAGGCCGAGGGGAAGGCAGCCGCUGCCGGCUCUCGCUGCUGCUGGGCGCCGGGCGGCCGAGCCAUGCGCGAGUACAAAGUGGUGGUGCUGGGCUCGGGCGGCGUGGGCAAGUCGGCGCUGACCGUCCAGUUCGUGACGGGCUCCUUCAUCGAGAAGUACGACCCCACCAUCGAGGACUUCUACCGCAAGGAGAUCGAGGUGGACUCCUCGCCUUCGGUGCUGGAGAUCCUGGACACGGCCGGCACGGAGCAGUUCGCCUCCAUGCGGGACUUGUACAUCAAGAACGGGCAGGGCUUCAUCCUGGUCUACAGCCUGGUCAACCAGCAGAGCUUCCAGGACAUCAAGCCCAUGCGGGACCAGAUCAUCCGGGUGAAGCGGUACGAGAAGGUGCCCAUGAUCCUGGUGGGCAACAAGGUGGACCUGGAAGGCGAGCGGGAGGUCUCCUUCGGGGAAGGCAAGGCCCUGGCCGAGGAGUGGAGCUGCCCCUUCAUGGAGACCUCGGCCAAGAACAAAGCCUCGGUGGACGAACUCUUUGCCGAGAUCGUCCGGCAGAUGAACUACGCCUCCCAGCCCAACGGGGACGACCAAUGCUGCUCUUCCUGUGUCAUCCUCUGAAAGGAAGGGUCGGAAGGGGGGAAGAGGGAGAGCACAACGGUGGAGAUCCAGGCGGCGUCUCUGUGUGUUUCCCACCCCCCUCCCCUUGUUCGUUUUGUAUUUUUUUAAAACAUAAUCUUGAAAUAACAAGGUUGAUGAUGACAGCAGCAGCGCCGAGGCACAGAACAGGCAUCCUCCGCGGCAGCUUUUGAAAUCAUCAUCAUCAUAAUGUUGCAUUACAGCCCCGGAUCCCUGCCAGGGCCCAUGGGUUGUGAUGCUGCUCGGUGUCCUGGUUGUAACUUCUGUCUUAUUGACAUCUGGUCGAAAUGACAGAGGAGUGGCUGGAAACAACAAAACUCACCCACCCUCCCACACAUACAAAAAGCCUUCUUGGAAAUGUGGCUCUUUAGCCAUGUACAUGCCAUGGAUUUGAUGGUUGCUUACUUCUCCUUCCUCUUGGCCAAGCAAGGACUCCUCAACUGGCAACCGAUUGCCGGUAGAAAAAGUUCCUGUGUGUGCUCCUUUGCAGCAGAAGGUGGGGAUGGGGAGAGGAUUUAGCUCUAUGAUUCUACGAUUCUAUUGCUUUAGAAUUGGAAGGAAAACAACAACACACACCAAACCUCUGUGUGUCCUUGUGUGUGUGUGUGUGUGUAUGUGAAGGGAAUUGGCAAAAGAAGAAUGUGUCUACUUGCGGAGGUACUCCAGAUCCUCCCUGUGAAUUUUGCCAGUGACUAGCACACAUUUUGUGGUCUGAGGAUUUCUAUGCAAAGUUGGAAUAUCAGUUAACAAUGCCUACUUUCCCAUCUGAAGAAGAAGCCUUGCACUGUGUGCUGCCUGGGACUUUUUUUUAAUAACAUUGAUGCCAAGACGGUGUGCGAGGUGCCAGAAAAGGGUGUGCUGAAUUACUUGUGGGGGAAAAAAACACUUCUAUUUUGUUUACCUGCUGUAUUGAAAGGGAGGGAAUGGAGAGCAUUUAUUUGUGUGUGCGUGUGUGGUUUUUUAUAUAAAAAAAUCAGCUGUGAAAACAUUACAGAUCUGCACAUUUUUUUAAGCUGUGUGUCUUUUUGGGAGAGGGCUGGGUUGGGGUGAUGGUUGGUUCCAGGGCUCAUCCAUGCUGCACAGUUAAAGCACUUUGAUUCCACUUUAACUGCCAUGGCUCUGUCUUGCAGAAUUGCGGAAUUUUUAGAAUGGUAAGGGUUAAAAUUUUCUAGUGCAGUGGUUCCCAACCUUUGGUCCUCCAUUUGUUUUUGGACUUGAGAUCUCAUAAGCCCCAGCCAACUUUGCCAACAGUCAAGAACUAUGGGAGCUGAAGUCCAAACCAUCUGGAGGACCAAAAGUUGGGGGCCAAUGCUUUGGUGCAUUCUCUUGAGCAAUAGCAUUAGUGGUCUCUGGAAGAGAAUUCUAAGUAUCUCAAAACUACAAAUCCCAGGGUUCAGUAGAGUGGAACAAGAAGAAGUAAAGUGGUAUGAAACUGAUAUACUUGUGUACUGCAGAUAUACCCUAAUUGCAAUUGAGUUGGGUGUUGGGAUGGCAUUAAUUGAAUUUGACAGUUAACUCUCUAAAAUACAAAGCCUUCCUGAUACAGGGCCCAACAACUACUUCGUUUGUAGAGUGCCUUCAAAACAGCUGUUGCAGCUAGUGCCAACCUGUGGAAGUCCCAAGAAUCCCAUUAGCUACUAAAACAUUUUUUU
Messenger RNA from Sceloporus undulatus (fence lizard), 3527 nucleotides. It is a transcript of the gene RAP2B, whose product is annotated as RAP2B, member of RAS oncogene family. Gene Ontology annotation, biological process: Rap protein signal transduction; negative regulation of cell migration. Lineage: Eukaryota; Metazoa; Chordata; Lepidosauria; Squamata; Phrynosomatidae. The record is from RefSeq and is a predicted model, not a curated record. Gene Ontology annotation, cellular component: plasma membrane. Gene Ontology annotation, molecular function: GTP binding; GTPase activity; GDP binding. The coding region runs from base 1306 to 1857 and encodes 183 amino acids. The transcript has a single exon.